This is a messenger RNA of Salvia hispanica, 1573 nucleotides long. Its product is annotated as 6,7,8-trihydroxycoumarin synthase-like. The record is from RefSeq and is a predicted model, not a curated record. Gene Ontology annotation, molecular function: iron ion binding; oxidoreductase activity, acting on paired donors, with incorporation or reduction of molecular oxygen; monooxygenase activity. NCBI's taxonomy places the organism in Eukaryota, Viridiplantae, Streptophyta, Magnoliopsida, Lamiales, Lamiaceae.
AUGAUACUUCUAUUAUCAUUAACUCUCCCAAUAAUCUUGAUAAUUUUCUACCUCCUCCACAAAAUCAAACAACCUCGGGCACUAACCACUCUACCACCUGGCCCGCCACAACUGCCGUUGAUCGGAAACCUCCACCAGCUCGGUACAGUGGUGGACCCACACAUCUACCUUUACCACCUCUCCAAGAAAUAUGGCCCCAUCAUGCACAUGAAACUAGGCUCUAUCCCUCUCCUAGUAAUUUCCUCAGCCAAAUUAGCCAAACAAGUACUUAAAAUUCAAGAUUUGGCAUUUUGCAGUAGACCUAAUUUAUUAGGGCAGCAAAAACUAUCCUACAACAGCUCCGAUGUGGGCUUCACACCGUACAACGAUGAUUUUAAGGAGAUGAAAAAGAUGACACGAAUUCAUCUGUUAAGCAACAAAAGGGUGCAAUCUUAUCGCCCCAUACGAGAGCAAGAGAUCGCUCACAUGAUCACGAACAUCUCAACCUAUUCCCCUCUCGGACAAGAAUUGAAUUUGAGCGAGGUGGCCAUGGCAGCCAACAUCCAUAUGAUAUGUGGGAUUGUGUUUGGGAAGAGGUACGAGGAGGGUGGCUCGGAGAUGAAGAGAUUCCUUCGGAUUCUUGAGGAAUAUGAUGUGCUUGUGACCUCUUUCUUUGUCUCUGAUUACCUUCCCGCGUUUGGUUUGGUGGAUAAGAUAAGCGGAAGAGUGAAGAGAGCGGAUGUGAUGUGUAAGGGCAUGGAUGAGUUCUAUCAAGAGCUCAUCGACGAGCACCUUGAAUCGAGGAGGGUGAAGAAGAAGAUGGAAGAGGUGGAAGAUAUGCUUGAUGUGUUGAUCAAGCUCAAAAAUGAUGAGUCUUCUUCAAGUGGUAUCACUUGGGAAAUCAUCAAAGCCCUUCUAAUGGAUAUGAUCCUAGCUUCAGGAGCAUCUCCAUGUGCAACUAUUUGGACAAUGACAGCUCUAAUGAAAGCCCCCAAAGUAAUGGAGAAAUUGCAACACGAAAUCAGAAGUUUAGUAGGACAAAAGGGCAAAGUAGACGAAGAUGAUCUUCCCAAACUUCCAUAUCUAAAAGCAGUGAUAAAUGAGAGUUUGAGGUUAUAUCCACCGGCCCCCUUGCUUUUACCAAGAGAAACAAGGGAUGCAAGCAUUCUAGAUGGCUAUGAAAUCGGGCCGAAAACAAUGGUUUAUGUUAACGCAUAUGCAGUAGGGAGAGAUCCAGAGUACUGGGAAAGUCCAAAUGAGUUCAUUCCUGAGAGAUUUUUGAAUAGUGAUAUUGACUCGAAAGGCCAAGACUUUGGGCUCAUUCCAUUUGGUUCAGGCCGAAGAAUAUGCGCUGGCAUGUCGUUGGGAUAUAUAACAAUUGAGCUUAUGGUUGCAAAUUUGGUGUAUAAUUUUGAUUGGGAAUUGCCUAAAGGAACUCAUGCACAAGACUUGGAUACAAAUGCAAUAGGUAGACUAGUUGCGCAUAAGAAAAAUGCCCUAAUACUUGUGCCUACAUGUUAUGGUGUUUAGUGUGUAUAUGUGUGGUGUGCGUCUUUUGUUUUUACUAAUAUUAAUAAAAGGGGAUGUGUGAGCA